Trichechus manatus latirostris (Florida manatee) is the source of this 1529-nucleotide messenger RNA. It is a transcript of the gene NELFA, whose product is annotated as negative elongation factor complex member A. Gene Ontology annotation, biological process: negative regulation of transcription elongation by RNA polymerase II. The transcript is spliced from 10 exons. The coding region runs from base 240 to 1439 and encodes 399 amino acids. NCBI's taxonomy places the organism in Eukaryota, Metazoa, Chordata, Mammalia, Sirenia, Trichechidae. The record is from RefSeq and is a predicted model, not a curated record. Gene Ontology annotation, cellular component: NELF complex.
CCCAAGAUGGCGUCCAUGCGGGAGAGUGAUACGGGUCUGUGGCUCCACAACAAACUGGGGGCCACCGACGAGCUGUGGGCGCCGCCCAGCAUCGCGUCCUUGCUCACGGCCGCGGUCAUCGACAACAUCCGCCUCUGCUUCCACGGCCUCUCGUCGGCCGUGAAGCUCAAGCUGCUGCUCGGGACCCUGCACCUCCCGCGCCGCACGGUGGACGAGUGGGCGAGUGCGAGGCGUCGGCCAUGCUGCCACUGGAGUGCCAGUACCUGAACAAAAACGCCCUGACCACCCUGGCCGGACCCCUCACGCCCCCCGUGAAGCACUUCCAGCUGAAAAGGAAGCCCAAGAGCGCCACGCUGCGAGCAGAGCUCCUGCAGAAGUCCACCGAGACGGCCCAGCAGCUGAAGAGAGGCGCAGGGGUGCCCUUCCACGCCAAGGGGCGGGGGCUGCUCCGCAAGAUGGACACCACAACCCCGCUCAAAGGCAUCCCGAAGCAGGCGCCGUUCCGCAGCCCCACUACCCCCAGCGUCUUCAGCCCUGCCGGGAACCGGACCCCCAUCCCGCCGUCGAGGACACCGCUGCGGAAGGAGAGGGGCGUGAAGCUGCUCGAUAUUUCUGAGCUGGACAUGGUUGGCGCUGGCCGGGAGGCAAAGAGAAGAAGAAAGACUUUAGAUGCCGAGGUGGUGGACAAGCCAGCCAAGGAGGAAACCGUGGUGGAGAAUGCCACCCCAGACUACGCGGCGGGCCUGGUGUCCACACAGAAACUCGGGUCUCUGAACAAUGAGCCGGCGCUGCCCUCCACCAGCUACCUGCCCGCCACACCCAGCGUGGUCCCAGCAUCCUCCUACAUCCCCAGCUCGGAGGCCCCACCAGCACCGUCCUCCCGGGAAGCCAGCCUGCAGGCCAGCCGGCCACCUGAGGAGCCCAGCACCCCAAGCCCCACGCUCCCGGCCCAGUUCAAGCAGAGGGCACCCAUGUACAACAGCAGCUUGAGCCCGGCCACGCCCACACCUGCGUCUGCCACCCCCACCUUGCCCCUGACACCCACCACGCCCCCGGCCGUCGCCCCUGCAGCCCAGACGCCCCCAGUGGCCAUGGUGGCGCCGCAGACCCAGCCCCCAGCCCAGCAGCAGCCCAAGAAGAACCUGUCCCUCACGAGGGAACAGAUGUUUGCAGCACAGGAGAUGUUCAAGACAGCCAACAAAGUCACACGGCCCGAGAAGGCCCUGAUCCUGGGCUUCAUGGCGGGUUCCCGAGAGAACCCGUGCCAGGAGCAGGGCGACGUGAUCCAGAUCAAGCUGAGCGAGCACACGGAGGACCUGCCCAAGGCGGACGGCCAGGGCAGCACCACCAUGCUGGUGGACACGGUGUUCGAGAUGAACUACGCCACAGGCCAGUGGACGCGCUUCAAGAAGUACAAGCCCAUGACCAACGUGUCCUAGCCGGCCGCCGCCCGCAGCCCCCCGCCCUGUCCACCGCAGCCCCUCAGCCGCCUCUGUGGGCCUCGACUCGGGGGGGCUCUGAGGAACGAC